AUCAAAUUUUGAGGCCACACAUAUGUAUAUAUAUAUAUAUAUCCAGCUUACAUCAAGCGAAAUUAAUAAAUCCAAACGUCAAACUGGAACUCAAAAAACACCACCAGGCGUCACUUGGCACGAGAUGGGCGUUUACCGUCGACGAUAGGAGGCUGUAGAGGGUGGCGGCAGCGGACUCGGCGGCGGACUCGGAGGUUGGGUUACGGAGAACGUGGGAGAGGGCAUCGAGGAGGCCGCGGGUGGACAUGAGGGUCUCACGGCUGGAGAUGGAGAGGUUAAGGAGAGUGGCGGUGGCGUUCUCUUCAUGGUUCCCUGCCUCGACGAACUGUCCAUCUUUUUAGAGAGAGAAAUGUGUGUUUUGUGUGUGUGUGUGUGAGAGAGAGAGAGAGAGAGAGAUGUUUGUGCUUAUUGUUGAAAUGAAAGUGAGAAACUGAAAGGGAAUGUAAUAGUAUGUAGUCUGCGUAGAAGAUGGUGAGUCCCAGAUAAUAGAAGAAGUGCGGAGUGGAUGAGUGAUGGACGAUUGAGAGAGAGAGAGAGAGUCUGUGGGCAAAACGUUUUUUACUUAUAAACGGGACUUUUUUGUUUUUUAACAGAACUUAAGCUAUGGACAAAUAUGUAGAAAAGAAUUUUUGGUAAUUAAUCUUUUUUUUUUUUUGGUAAUUUUUUUUUAUUCCAAUUUUUUUCUCACACAUGCCUAACACGGACUCACCAUACCCAGCCCGACCCGACCCCCCAUCACCAGGACCACCACCAGAUCGCCACUGAUUUCUCCAGCGCCUUCUAAUUUGUAUAAAUCCAAACCAAACCCAGUGGGAAUGUGGGUACGGCUUUAACGGUGAUCGUGGUUUGGAAGAUGGAUGAUGAGGGAUGUGUUGCCGAAUGUGUGAAAGAGAUGGUUGGUGAUGGGAUUGAUUUGGAUCUGUGUUGGCUCUGAUUAAAAUCAGUACUCGUAUUGCCAAAUGCAAAUAUUGGAUGUUGCUCUCAAGUUGUUCGACGAAAUUCCCCAGAAAGAUACUAUUACAUGGACCUCGAUUAUUGCUAGCUAUUUAACUUAUGACAACUUAGAUAGUCCUUGGGAGUUUCUGAAAUCGUGAGAAGUUGUGGAUUUAUUGAUCUUGGGUUGUGGGUCGGGAGUAUAUUUACUCAUUGUCAAGACAGGCUAUGUGGGAAAUGUUUACUCAUUGGUGGGGGUUUGUGGGGUGUGGGGCUAGCAAUGGUGAUCGUGGGGUGGACAUGGCAAGUGUGGUGGGGCGUGGUGGAUGGUGGUUUGGUAGGGAAGGAAGGGAAAGAUCAAUAAUGUUAGGGAUCAAAAACUCAGACUGAAAAUGAUCAAGAAAAAUUGUGUUGAAUUUGAACCGCACGCAAUUUUUUUUGAUCCAAGUUCUUGGCCCUUGACAUUAUUGAAAGAAAUAUAGAUGUUGUAGUGGGUAUUAAGGGUACUUUUUUGUCUACACAAUGAAAAGAAAAAGUGUAUGAGAAAUUAAAUAUAUUAGUUUGACGACUUUAACAAAAUCUGUUAGGUCAAUUAACAAAAGGGGCAAAGUGCAAUUCAUAAAUAAACUAGUAGGGAGGUUAAUUUCAUUUCAUAAAAAUAUUAGGAGAGAUCUUUGUAAUUGUCAUAAACCCUAAUCAAAUGUCAAUGUACCUUACCUCUUCGUUAUUAAUACCGACAAUAUCAACUUUAGAGUACAAGAAUUAGCUCAAAUCAACGUACCAUCCAAUCAAUUUGCUUGUAUGUUGUAGGUUAUUCAUGAUAGUAGAAAGCAUGGAAUAAUCAAUAAUCAACAGGACUAGAUGCCUCUUCUUGUCUAUGUAUCUCGAGAAAAAAGACCAUCUCACCCUCAUUGUUUCAAGGCUGGAGCCCUCAAUGCUCUCCUACGUACCACAUUUCUAAUCCCUCUAUCUUUUGUUUCUGAAAUUGACAAUUAUAGCAUUGCCAUUGUUAUUGCAGCUUCGAGUUUCUGGGAUAAUGAGCAAUGGCCCCUAUGUGCUAGUAUUGGAUUGUGAUAUGUAUUGCAAUGACCCAACUUCAGCUCGACAAGCAAUGUGCUUCCAUCUUGAUCCUGAGAUCUCUCGCUCUCUUGCUUUUGUUCAAUAUCCUCAAAUGUUCUACAAUGUUAGCAAGAAUGAUAUCAAUGAUAACCAAUCAAGAUCAACUUAUAAGAUGAAGUGGCAAGUCAUGGAUGGGCUAAGAGGCCCUUUGUUCACAGGCACAGGCUAUUCUUUGAAGAGAAAGGCAUUAUAUGGGACUCCAAAUCAAGAAGGUGCUUUUCUUCAUGAGCCAAAAAAAACAUUUGGUUUGUCUAGCAAAUUCAUUGCUUCAUUAAAGGAUAUAAAUGACCAAGACAUCAAUGGAAAGGAAUUUACACAAGAUGUUAUUGUAGAAGAGGCCAUGAUUUUGGCCGGCUGCACCUUUGAGAAAGGCACAAAAUGGGGAAAAGAGAUAGGCUACGCUUAUGAUAGCUUGUUGGAGAGUACAUUCACAGGGUAUCUUUUGCAUUGUAAAGGAUGGAGGUCUGUCUAUCUUUACCGAAAAAGGCCAUGUUUCUUGGGUUGCACCACUGUUGAUAUGAAGGAUGCCAUGAUUCAAAUUAUGAAAUGGUGCUCUGGAUUGUUUCAAGUUGCUUUCUCAAGGUUUAGCCCUCUCACCUAUGGUGUGUCAAGGACGUCAAUUCUUCAGAGCAUGUUCCAUGGAAGCAUCACAUUUGCACCCCUUCACUAAAUUUCUUUCUUGAUUUGUGGAACCAUUCCUCAGUUGUGCUUUUCCAGUGGCAUUCCCCUGUACCCCAAGGUUUCAAACCCAUGGUUUGCGGUGUUUGCAACUGUAUAUGUAUCGUCGCUUUGCCAACAUUUAUACGAGGUCCUCUAUACCGUAUUACCGAUGGCUCAUUAAGGACAUGGUGGAAUGAACAGAGAAUAUGGAUAAUAAGGUGUGUAACAUCGUACUUACUCGGAUGACUAGAUUUCUUAUUGAAGUGGUUAGGCAUCAUGAAAGUGAAUUUCAGGUUGACAAACAAAGCCAUUGACCAACAAAAGCUCCAAAAAUACGAGAUGGGUGAAUUGGAAACUUCCAAGGUGCAGAGAUGUUCAUGGUUCCCUUGGGAAUAUUAUCCAUGUUGAACAUAGCAUGCUUCAUUGGUGGAAUGAAAAGGGUGUAUUUUGAGGGAAAUUUGGAGGAGUUGUUUGGUCAAGUUUUUAUUUCCUCCUUGACUCUAGUUCUUAGCUAUCCCAAACUUGAAGAUUUGGUAACAAAGAAAGCCAAGUAAAAGUUUGGUGGUCUUGGCAUUAGCCACUUUGUUUAGGGUACAAUAAUAAGUAGUUGUUAACUUUUUUUUUUAUAUUAGCAAAAGAAAAACUUUUUAUUGAUGAAUCAUAAGCUUACAAAUACAACAACAAUACAUCAAUAAAAAGCAUCAUAACAGAACAUAACCAUUUCAACUAGGUUGGUACCAAAAUGAACGCACAAUCAUAUGCUAGCACAUUGCCAGGUUUGGUGAGGCACCAAACAAAAGGCAAGGAGCAAUGGAAAUAAAAAACAGAAAUUAAAAAGCCAACACAAAGAUACACCCAAUAGCUUAAUCAAGCCCAUUCUUCCUCCAAGAGAAUGCUCCAGUAGUUUCAGCCCAGCAAACAGAUGACACACCAACACCCCUGCAGCAAAAAACACACAUGCAGCAGCAAAAAUCACUAGCACACACCUGCAGCACAUAAAGCUCUAACCUCCCACACCUCUGCUGCUCACAUUUGGAUGGCCCUAAGCAUCUCCUAACUUGCUGCAGAUUGAACACAACGUCAUUAACUGAGUAAUAGUCCCCAAUGCCUUUGGACCUCAUCCAGAUAGCCACUCUCACUUUUAUACAGUCACAGAGAUCAACAAAAUUGGGUUGGACAUUAUUAAAAAUGCAUUCAUUCCUAUAUUCAUAAGAAGUUGUUAACUUCUUAUGUAAA
Messenger RNA from Camellia sinensis, 3948 nucleotides. NCBI's taxonomy places the organism in Eukaryota, Viridiplantae, Streptophyta, Magnoliopsida, Ericales, Theaceae. The record is from RefSeq and is a predicted model, not a curated record.